AUAACCUGUUGCAUUUGCUAGGAAAGGCCACCAUAUGUACAGAGCAGAGACGAGUUGAGGAGCCAACUCCCUGAAAGCUAUGCUACACAGAAAAAGCUCAUUUAUGAAGUUCUCCAAGUUUUGGUGGGUCACUGCAUAAGCUUUUGGCAACUUAAGGCAGGAGAGAGAGAAGGCCAAGCUUGUUUGCUUUGCCUGGGCUAUUCCAGGGAUGGCUUCACUAUUCCAGCACCUGUGGGUGCUGCUGUGGAAGAACUGGCUAAGUGUCAAAAGGCAACCAGUUUGGUCGCUCACUUUAAUUUCAUGGCCUGUGUUUUUAUUCAUCCUUAUGGCCCUCAUCCGAAUCAGAUUUCCUCCAGAAGCCCAGCCAAACUGUUAUCUCGCCCCCCGGAACCUCCCUAGUGCAGGAUUUUUCCCAUUUCUUCAAACUGUGCUUUGUAGCUCAGAUGCCAGAUGCAAAAGCACACCGUAUACACCUGAAGACCUGCUACCCAAACUAAAUGGUAUAUCAUCCAUAAACAGAAAAUGGAGAAGGUCAGCUAACCCGGAGAAGGACAGCAAUCCAUCAUCCCAGAGUGCUGAUGUUCCCAAAAGCAAGAAUGGUUCAUUGGAGUUAACUGAUUCAGCAGCCAAUCUGAAAAGCAUUGUUGAAAAUAUUUCAUCAGCCAGCCAUGCCAGAAUUCACUUGCUCAACAAGAUUCUCAGUCUGGGAGAGAUGCAGAUGCACAAAUCUUCUGGUGCAAACCUUAAAGCUGCUAUCUGUGAGGUCAUGGCAGCCAAUGCAUCUUCGCAGAAUCUUCUUAAGGAAAUAUUUGGAACAAACAUCUAUCAGACAUUUUGCUUCACUAACUUUUCCCUAAUGGAGUCAUUGUUUCAGGAAUUCAAAAGUCAGAUUCCUACAUUGCAGCAAGAUCCUCAGGCCCAGGUGGCUUUUGUCAAGGAAACCGUUUCAUUCUUAUCACUCAUCUCCCAAGUGCAGAAUGAAACUUCUGUAUGGCGCAUCCUCCUGAUGGCCCCAGACAUCACUCAAGGUGUCAUCAGUUUGAAGGAUAUGGUUGCUGUCCUUCAGAAUACAAGCAGAAAAAUAUCUCCAGAUUUUGCUGGUGAAUACUUCAAAAUGGGCCAUCUUUCAAAAGAUCUGGAAACUAUUAAGAAGUCGCUACAUCUUUUCAAAGAUUUGUCAGAGAAAUUUAGUAUUACUGAACUGAAGAACCUAUUUAAGCAAUCUGAGAACAACAGUAUAGUGAACUUGGCUGAAAUCCUACAGUGGCAAAUGGAGACUGACAGGGACAGUAAAUUAACAGAUGCAUUUAGUAAGGAAGAAAUCAACCAGAUCUACAACUUCACAUCUCUCCUACUUCAAAAUGGCUUCAGUGGGUUGACCUUGUUUGAUAUAAUGGCCUGGUUGAAAGAAACUGAAAAUGUUCACAACUUAACUAGAAGCAUUUGGAAUCUACUAUUUUUAAAUAAGACUAAUAUUAAGGCCACAAAGACAUGGCAUACCAUUAAAAUGAUAUCUUCUCACAAAUUUUCUUACACGCCUGAAAAGCUUAGAAGAUACUUAACUUCAGUGCAAGAAGUUCAAUCAUUGUUUGCAAAUUCUCUGCUUAAACCUAUUACUAUUGACAGAUUUCUUGAGAAUCUCUUGACACUCCAGAAAAUCUUUGAUAUUAUCACAAAUGUUAACACAAGUCACAAUUACUUACUGAUCUCCUUCUGUACUGAUAUGAUGCAGAAAACCCAAAAUUCCAUAAAUGAAUCUCUGUGGAAUGAAUUAAAUCAUUACUGGCGCAUUACUGAAAAACUCAGGUCUGCAAAAUGGAGUGAUGUAGACAUCAUUGCCUAUGGGCAGGUUUUAGAUAUAUUGCACAACAAUCUAUAUGUCCGUCGCAAUGGCUCAGGCUUUCCUUUGAAAAAGGAACUUGAGCAACUGACCAAAUUUGUGAACCACUUACUGGAACAUUAUAGUAAAGAAAGCAUCAGUGGGGCAAAUGUUUCAAUGGUUUUAGAUGUCAUCCUGAAAACUCUACAUGUGUUAGAAGACCUAGAGGAAAAGUAUAUUAGUAAAUUAAUUACUGUCAAUCCUCUAAUAGAUGCCAAUAAUGAAACUAUCCAGAGAUUGUUUCAAAUAUACAAGGAAGGGGUCGAUAUACUUUCUGAUCCUAGGUUGACAGAAGCAUCUAGUAUAAAAAAAAUUGAAUCUCUCUUCAGUUUUUCACACAUGUUACUUUUGCAGGAGUUGUAUAUGACUCAGAUGUGGCAUAAUUCUUCAAGAGAAGCAAAGAUGUUGGACCUUUUGUAUUUAAUAUUGACCCCUUUUCUAAGGGAAGAUAAUCAGGGUAAUGAAAGGCUGCAGAACUGCACUGUCAAAGAUGUUCAUCUCAUUGCUGUUGAAGUGUUGUUCACUAAUGCCACACUAAAGAAGGCCUUAAGAGGAAGCAGCUGCCAUUUCCUUUUUACUUCCAUGGACUUGGAAAACCAAACACCUCAACAUCAUACAUUUACUGAAUUGUGGCAGCUUGCAAUAAGAAAUUUAAAAUUGAUGCCAACUUUUAAUACACUUCAGAAAGACAAAAGGCAAUACUUUUCAGAUGAAUUUCACUGCCUCAUUAAAUCAUUACAAUUUUCAUCAGAGUUUCUCUCCAAACUGAACAAUUUCCAUAACUACAAGAAUCCCUGGAUAGAAAAGUUGCAUGAAAGUCUAACAACCAUCUCGAAACAAUUUCCCCAAAGUAAUCUGACCUGCCAAGCUCCAUUGUUUGGCGGUAUGGCUGUUAUAAAUGAAUCUUCUGCUUUGCACAUUUUGAGUCCUUUUAUGCUGAAUGAAACAGAAGCCUAUGCACAAAAUGUAUCUGGCAGUGCAUUGCAAUCACUUGCAUCUUUUAUUUUGUUCCACAGUGAGCCCCAGAAGAAUGCAAAUGGAUCAAAAAUCUUAGAAGUGAGCAAGAACGCUGCAAACCAACCAAAAUGGAAGAACUUCUCAAAGGUCUCGAGGGAGGUUGCAAAUAUUUUGAGCUCUAAUCAGAAUGUGACAAAUGCUAACCAGUAUGUUCGACUAUUAGAAAUGACCAGAAAAGCUCUAAUUCUUGUUGGCAUGGAAUUAGCACCCAAUAAAACAGAAACACAUCGGCUCCUUGAGACCUUAAUUUGGGGGAUGAAAGCUUUCUAUUUAGAAGAGGUACUUGGUUCAGCAAAAUUAUUCUUCAGUGACACAGAUUACAAACCUUAUUUAGAAAAAGUUUUUAAUACUUCCUCUCCACCUAUUGAUGUUCUUGCUCAAAGCCUUGUCUACCUUAAUCCUCACUGGGAAGAAACUGAAGAGGUAUUAAAUUUAAGUGGAAUUAUUUGGAAUCAGUUGUUUUUAAAUGACACCAAUGUUAAAUUAGCAACAAUAUGGAGAGCUAUCAAAGAGAUGAUGUCUGUGGCAAAUCUGCUGUUUCCCAAGGAUGUGCAGCAGGAUUUUGAUGCAACACAUGAAAUUCCAUCACAGUUUUCAAAUUUUCUGCUUAAAUCUACAACCACAAAACAAGUUUUGGAGUACCUCUUAGUACUUCAGAAUAACUACAAUAUUACAAAAAAUAUGAUCAUGAGUCAUAACUACCCCUUGAUGAUAUACCUUUCAGUUAUAAUGCAGCGAAUCCAAAAUAUCCCAAAUGUUUCUGCACAGGAUGAUGGUUCUGGUCUUCAUUUCAAUGUGGAACUGGAGGAGCUGACCAGACUUUUAUCCCAUGUUAUGCAAAAAUAUGCUGAGGGAGACUCGCAAAGCAGCAACAUCUCAGAAGUAAUUGGUCCUGUCCUCAGGAAUCUGUUGUUUCAAGAAGGCAUUGGACACCGAUUUAACAUCAGCCAAUUAGAAACAGCGCCUCCAUUGGCCUAUGACAGCAGUGAAACGAUCCAGAGACUAUAUGACAUAUUGAGGCAAGGAACAAAAAUACUUUCUGACACCAGAUUGGAAGAAGAAACUGAUAAAGAAAAAAUUGCUGCAGUGUAUGGUUUUUCACACUUUAUCUUUCAAAAGUUUAAUGGGUCUUUGUUAAGAUUUAGUACUUCAGCAGAAACAAAGAUAGUGGAUGUCUUGUAUUCAUCUCUGAGUCUUUUCUUAGAUAUUGGGAGCCAUAGACUUGCAAAGCCACAUAACUGCAGUGCCCAAGAUGUAUUUCAUGUAAUACUUCAGACUUUGUUUAAAAACGCCACCUUCCAUGAGUCCUUGAAACAAAGCCAUUGUGAACUACUUUUCACUUCCAGGGAUUUUGAAAACAGAACAAUGCCCAAUCAAACAUUUACUGAAUUGUUCCAGUAUUCAAUAAGAAACUUAGAGCAGACUCCAGAAUUAGCAAGUCUUUACAAAAACAGUAACAAAUAUUUUUCAAGUGUAUUGUUAUGCAUCAUCAAAUCACUACAGUUUUCUUCAAGUGUGCUUUCAAAAAUGGACAUCCUUUUCAAUUUUAGACAUCCUUGGAUACAGGACAUUUAUAAGAUUCUAGCAACAAUCUCUAAAGAGCUACCCACAAGUAAUCCAGCUUGCCCAAUUCCAGUUCUUAGUGAUACAAAUAAUAUAUUCAGUUAUGAUCUUUUAAAUGUUGCCCCUCUUUUCUUUGCCAAUGAAAGACAGUCUUAUUCACAAAAUUUCACUGACGGUUUAGCUGAUUGGCAUAGUUUGUCAAUGUUCUUCAGGCUACUGCUGGAUAAUGUUCAUCCAAAUGCUCCCAUGAAUGAAGCUGUACAGAUGACUGAGGAAGGUAUUCCCAGCCUAUCUGGAUGGAAUACAUUUUCUCAAGUCUGGCGCAUGGUGUCCAAAUGGAAUUUUACAGAAGCUAAGUAUGCAAAACGUGGCUUGAAACUAGUGGAAAAAGUUCUGGUUCAAAAUGAGGCAACUCCAGAAACAUUUGAUGCCAGUGUUUUUAAAAAAGUUAUGUUUUGGGAUUUGCUGAAGGAGCUAAAAGCAGAUGAAAAUCCACAUUUUAUUCAAAACAGAACCAAUCUGGAAUAUCAAUUUGACCAUGUUGCACAUCCUUUUGUCAUGAUGGCUGAAACACUUUUCAAUAAAAUUCUGCUUCAGAAUGAAUGGGGACAAACGCCAUCUCCAAACAAUUUGAUUGGACAGUUUCUAUUUUCAGAAUUUGAAAAUGUCUUCCUACAGAUGUUACCUAAUAAUGUCUUCAGAGCUUACUUGAUUUGUAUAAUGAAUGUAUCCAAAAGGCUAGAGAGUGAAUUAUCAGAAAAUUCUACUUUUCCUCCAAACAUUGCACAGUUGAAAAGAAUUCUUCUCACUCCCCGUGAUACCUACAAGAAAUAUUCAUCAGUUCCAGAGAUCCUGAUGUUUAGACUAACUCGUCUCCAAAACUUGGCAUCACUUCUUUGUGACUACGAGAGUGUCAGAUCAUUGCAGCAAACCUGCCAACUCCCUGAUGUUGGUUUUGCAGAGUUGUGUGAUCAAAGUGAGUUCCACAACAACCUUCUUCGUGGUGUAGAACCAAGUGAUUGGAUUGUGACUUAUUUUAGGAACCAUAGAAGUGUGUCUGGAGAAUUUAGAGAAACAGUCAUAGGGGAUCCCAGGAAACUGCAGCAACAAAUGAACUGGUUACAAGAAAAUGUGCUGCUGUUUAAAUGUAUCCGUGAUAUCCCUCAGUAUAUGGUGUCUUUGAAAUCUAUAGUGAAUAUCACUCAGAAUGGAGUGCCUUCCAGAAAGCAAGACAUGCUAAUAGAUCUUUUCAGAAACGUUGACCACCUCAAGAACGAUCUCAGAAACACAGUAGGAAUGUCAACAGAAAGUAUCAAUGCUUUGAUGGAAGUGCCUCUUACCGAAAACAUAACACAGCUGAUUUUUCAGAUACUCCAGCUGGAGUCCUGUCAUACUGAUGCUGCUGAUGCUAAACUGGAAGUUGUAGCAAAGCAAUUCUGCAACUUGUCACUCACUGAAAAGGUCCAUAUGUCUUAUGUUUUGGGGGUCACCCUUCUGCAUUACCUGGAUGUCUACAACUUCAUGUACAAGGUGCUUUUCCCGAAGGAACUGCAAUCUUCCUUGGAUAAGGUAUUAGCUCUUCUCAAGGAUUUGGAUCACAUCAAGAAACAGGUUGCAUCAGAUGUCAGCCCACUCUUGAAUGCAAUUCAUUCCCUUAAAAAACUGCAUCAGUCAAGAAAUGCACCACUGUCUAAGGCAUUGUUUCAAGCAAGUAACCUAACAAUGAACAGAGGGGCAUUUGAAACCAUUUCAAAAACUCUCUGCAACCAGGAAAUCACUCCUUUGUUUUUUGAGUCUCUGCUUCCAGAUUUUGAAGAGCAGAAUGUUCACCAUUCUUCUGUACAAGAUGAUCGUGUACAAUCUAUCAUGAAGAAAUAUGGUAUUCCACAAAAUGCCACACCAUUCUGCUUAGCAUUCUUUUUGGACUUGGUGAAGACACCUGCUGGAGCUUUAAUUUGGUCUUUCCUAAAGCCCAUGCUGUUUGGGAGGAUUCUGUAUACACCAGACACCCCUGAAACAAGAGCAAUCAUGGAAAAGUCUAAUUCAACACUGAAACUGAUGGCUGAUUUACUGGGAAAAUCCCAAGAGUGGCUGGACACUGCACCAUUGUUCAUGAAUUCAUUGACGAUGUUAAAUGAGACUAUUCCAGUAGCAAAGAAUGCAUUGCGGAAUCCCUUUGUGCAAGUGUUCAUCAAACUCAUGGUGAACCUGGAUGCUGUUGACCUUAUAAACCAAAUUGAUGAGCUGGAUGAUAUACGUUUGGAACUACAGAAUAAUGCUGACAUCAUAAAUCAACUUGGCACCUUAGCAGGACUAACAAUAAAUAUCUCCUCAUGUGUGUUGUUUGAUCGCAUUCAUCCAUUCAAGACUGUAGAGGAGCUGGAAACGGAGGCAAAAGAUUUAUUUUUGAAGAAUGAACUUCUUGGAAGUAUCCUUUUCAAGUUGCCCUCAGACUGGAAGAGGGAGGAGAGAGCAAUUCCUGGAGGUCUAUCCCUUCCACCACUAGUCAAUUAUACCAUCCGAAUGAGCAGCAAGAUGUCCCAAACAACAAAAAGAAUACGAGAAAAAAUCUGGACGGUGGGUCCACAUAACUCAGCCUCACAGAGCCAAAUCUACAGCCGAGCAUUUGUCUACAUCCAGGACAGCAUUGAUAGAGCAAUCAUUGAAUUACAGACUGGGAAAAGUGCAGAAGAAAUAGCUGUACAGGUUCAGGCUACACCCUACCCCUGCUACAAUAAAGACAUGUUCCUAACUAGCGUGACUUACUCUCUUCCAUUUACGUUGAUGGCCGCUUGGAUACUUUUCAUUGCAGCUUUUGUGAAGAAACUCGUUCAAGAAAAAGACCUGAGGCUUUAUGAGUACAUGAAGAUGAUGGGCGUCAAUUCCAGCAGCCACUUUUUCGCCUGGUUCAUCGAGUGUGCUACAUUUCUCCUAAUUACUAUCACAUUUCUCAUUAUUAUGCUCAAAGUUGGGAAUGUCCUUCCCAACAUAAAUGUUGUGAUCUUGUUCCUGUACCUCCUGGACUACAGCUUCUCGAUCAUAGCCAUGUGCUAUCUCAUCAGCGUCUUCUUCAACAACACCAACAUUGCUGCUUUAGUUGGGUGCCUCAUCUACAUCCUGACCUUUUUCCCUUUCAUCGUCCUGCUUGUCGUUGAGAAUCACUUGAGCUUCUCUGUGAAGAGUCUACUGAGCCUGUUGUCUCCAACUGCGUUCAGCUAUGGAAGCCAGUAUAUCGCCCGCUAUGAAGAACAGGGCAUUGGCCUGCAGUGGGAUAAUAUGUAUAAAUCGCCUAUGUCAGGAGACAACACAAAUUUUGGCUGGAUGUGCUGGCUAAUUCUGAUAGAUUCUUUUAUCUAUUUCAUUCUGGGAUGGUACAUUAGGAAUGUUUUUCCAGGCAAGUAUGGUAUGGCAGCUCCAUGGUAUUUUCCACUCCUUCCAUCUUAUUGGGCAGAACGCUAUGGUUAUAUCCCAUUGUGGAACGAGAAGAGGAAAAGCUUUUUUUUCACCAAUUUCUUCUUGAGAAAACAGCCCGCAUUCCCUGAAAAGAUGUAUGUUCAGAGUGCUCUGCCUUCUAACCUUGAACCUGAGCCUACUGACCUGAAAGUGGGAGUUUCUCUUCAUGGAAUAACAAAGAUCUAUGAAUCCAAAGCCGCUGUUCAGAAUCUCAACCUGAACUUUUAUGAAGGAAACAUAACUUCAUUGCUGGGUCACAAUGGAGCUGGAAAAACUACCACAAUAUCUAUUCUAACAGGUUUGUUCCCUGCUUCAUCUGGCACUAUAUUUGUUUAUGGCAAAGAUAUCAGAACCGACCAGGAUAUCAUCAGGAAAAACAUGGGAAUUUGCAUGCAGCACAAUGUAUUAUUUAGUUACCUCACUAUGAAGGAGCACCUGCUUUUAUAUGGAUACAUCAAGGUGCCUCACUGGAGCAAGCAGGAGUUACAUAACGAAGUUCAAAGGACUUUGAAGGAAACGGGAUUAUACAACCAUCGCCACAAACUGGCUGGCUCUUUAUCAGGAGGGAUGAAAAGAAAGCUGUCAAUAUCUAUUGCACUCCUUGGAGGGUCAAAAGUUGUGAUUUUGGAUGAACCGACUACUGGGGUCGAUCCAUGUUCAAGGAGAGGCAUUUGGGAGAUUAUAUCAAAAAACAGAAAAGGCAGGACAAUAAUUUUGUCUACCCAUCACUUGGAUGAGGCGGAGGUCUUGAGUGACAGGAUUGCGUUCUUGGAACAUGGAGGGCUCAAGUGCUGUGGGUCCCCAUUCUAUCUCAAAGAAACUUUUGGCAGUGGAUAUCACCUGACCCUCACUAAAAAAAAGAGUCCAACCCUAAACCUGGCAGAAGAAUGUGAUACCUCUGCAGUGACGGCCAUGAUUCAGUCUCAUCUUCCAGAAGCCUAUCUCAGGGAAGAUAUUGGGGGAGAGCUUGUAUAUGUACUUCCCCCAUUUAACAAUAAAGUCUCUUCAGCCCACCAAUCUCUUCUGAGAGGCCUGGACAGUGGCUUAAGUGACCUCAAUAUUGGCUGCUAUGGGAUUUCAGACAGCACUGUAGAAGAAGUGUUUCUCAAUUUGACCAAAGACCUGGCAAAAGAUGAACAAGGUGAUGCGGAGUUGUCCCAAGAGGCAGCCAGUUGCUCUCUGGAGAAUGAUGACUUCUUCACGAACUCCAAUAAUUUCAUGGAAAGAGAUGACCAAGCACUGGUGAGAAAUAGGAAGCCAAAAAGCUUUCCUCUCUUGCUGAGGAGGUCCACAGCCUUGUUCAUUAAGAGGUUCCACCAUACCCGGCGCAAUGUGAAAGGUUUUAUUGCUCAGGUUAUCCUCCCUGUUCUCUUUGUGACUGCUGCCAUGGGCCUUGGCACCCUGAGGACUAAGGUGGCAGAAUACCCGGCGCUCCACCUCUCCCAGUCUCUGUAUGGUUCCUCCAGCCAGGCAGACUUCUUUGGAAAUUAUAAUGAAACCACCGAUGGUUUGGUUGCUUCAAUGCUUGCUUUCCCUGGAGUAGAUAGCACAUGCCUGAAUAGAAGUAAUUUAGAAUGUUUCAAGGAAGAUGUGCCUGGUGACUGGCUGUUCAGUGGGAACCAGAGUGCUCAGUAUUCUGUCUGCAACUGCACAGACAACAGACAGACUUGUCCAAAACCUAACUUUACUCCACCUCACAAAAGGACUUUCUUCUCCCGGACAUUGUAUAACCUCACUGGGCAUGACGUAGAGACUUACCUUCUAGUUACUGCCAAAGACUUUGUGCAGAAGAGGUAUGGUGGUUGGAGUUUUGGGCUGCCUUUGACUAGUGAUCUACAGUUUGAUAUAAAGCCAGUACCUGCUAACAGAACAAUAACUAAGGUCUGGUAUAAUCCUGAAGGUUAUCACAGCCUCCCAGCCUACCUUAACAGCUUGAAUAACUUCAUUCUCCGUGCUAACUUGCCAAAGGAAAACUCUUCUGGAUACGGCAUUUCUGUUGUUGCUCAUCCUUAUCCUGGUGGGGAGAGUCAAGAACAAGCCAUGCUCAGUAGUUUACUGGAUAUCAUAGUCUCUAUGUCCAUCCUGAUUGGCUACUCCAUUACAACAGCCAGCUUUGUGCUUUAUGUGGUGAAGGAACAUCAAACCAAGGCAAAACAGCUGCAGCAUAUUUCAGGCAUGGGUGUGACCAGCUAUUGGGUGACCAACUUCAUUUACGACCUUGUGUACUUUCUGGUACCUGUUACACUCUCAGUUGGAGUAAUUUCAGCUUUUCAGAUACCAGCUUUCUUCAACAACAAUAACCUAUUGGCGGUAUUUCUACUUCUUCUCCUUUUCGGAUAUGCAACAUUUUCAUGGAUGUAUUUGCUGGCUGGAAUCUUCAAGGAAACGGGAAUGGCCUUUAUAGUUUAUGUCUGCAUCAAUCUGUUCUUUGGCAUCAAUACAAUCAUCACUCAUUCAGUUGUGUUUCUAAUUUCCCAAGAAAAGGCCACUGAUCAGGCCUUGCAUGAUCUUGCUGAAACACUAAGGCAUAUUUUUCUGAUGUUUCCACAAUUCUGUUUUGGAUAUGGGUUGAUCGAACUGUCACAGUAUCAAGCGCUAAUGGGUUUCUUAAAAGCAUAUGGAGUGAUUUACCCUGACAAAACAUUUGAGUUGGACAGGAUAAGUUCCAAGCUGCUCGGGAUGUUUGUCCAGGGGACUCUAUUCUUUUCAGUCCGCCUCUUGGUCGAUGAUGGGUCAAUUCAGAAAUUCUGGUAUAAUACGUUAGAAUUCUUGUUUAACAAAGUACAUGGCAAGCCACAACUCCAUCUGGAAGCCACUGAUGAGACAGAAGACAAAGAUGUCCAAGCAGAAAGACAGCGAGUCACAUUGGGCCUAACAGACUAUGACAUGCUCCAGCUCCAGAACCUCACCAAAAUCUACCAUCUUCCCCUCCGAAGGAUUGUGGCAGUAAAAAAUGUCACUCUUGGAAUCCCAGCAGGGGAGUGUUUUGGCUUGCUUGGUGUGAAUGGGGCUGGGAAAACCACCAUCUUCAAAAUGCUGACAGGCGACAUUGGGCCAUCUGCAGGACGGCUCCUGGUCCGAGAUGAAACUGGAUCCUUGAAUGAUGUUGGUGAUACACACUGGUCACUAUUUGGGUACUGUCCUCAAGAAGAUGCCCUAGAUGAUUUGCUGACAGUGGAAGAACAUAUGUACUAUUAUGCUCGACUACAUGGCAUCCCAGAGAAACAUAUUAAAGGGAUUGUGCUUCAGCUUCUUUAUCGACUUAACCUGAUGCCUUACAGACACAGAAUCACCUCUAUAUGCAGUUAUGGCACCAACAGAAAGUUAUCAACGGCUCUGGCCCUUCUUGGGAAACCAUCGAUUUUACUCCUGGAUGAACCAAGCUCUGGAAUGGAUCCUAAUGCUAAGAGACAUUUGUGGAAAAUCAUCACUGAGGAAGUACAGAACCAAUGUUCAGUGAUACUUACUUCUCACAGCAUGGAAGAAUGUGAGGCUCUCUGCACAAGACUGGCUAUCAUGGUAAAUGGACGUUUCCAGUGCAUGGGUUCACUGCAGCAUAUAAAGAGCAGAUUUGGAAAAGGAUUCACUGUGAAGAUGCAUUUGAAUAAUGAUACAGACAGCAUAGAGAAGCUGACACAAUUUUUGCAAUCAAACUUUCCAAAUACACAUCUAAAGGACCAUCAACUGAACAUGGUGGAAUAUCAUGUACCAGUGUCUGCAGGAGGUGUAGCAAACAUAUUUCAACUGCUGGAAGCAAACAAAGAAGUCUUCAAAAUCAGACACUUCUCAGUGAGUCAAACCACUCUAGAAGAGGUUUUCAUCAACUUCGCUAAAGCUCAAACUGGCCCUGAUAUUUCGGAUGCAAGCUCAGACGUAGGCUCAGAUAGCUCUGAUUUAAGCAGCCAAGAUUCAAAUGUAACUGUAGUGUACUAAGGUUUUAUUUUCUAAACAUAUUUUAUGUAUUGAUUUUGUAAUCUUGAACACUAGAACCUUGAAUGGAGGCACCUAUCCUUGUAUCAGAUUUGUCUGUUCCAUGUUUCUCUACAAUUGGCUUCUGUACUCAUGGUGAUCCAUCUACGCCAAGAAUGUAUGUACAUUUUCUUGUACAUGUGGCCUUGUGUGCUCGAUAACUUCCCUACCCCAAGCGGUCCCCAAGUACCAUAUUCACUGUUCCCUUCAUUUAGGGACAUAAGCUAAUGUUUUGCUGUGUAUAAGGAUUAUGUCAGUAUUAAAUAAAAUUAUUUAAAAUCCAAAGUAGUUAUCAGUUAAUUUCUAUGAUCUUUCUUUAGCCCCAGAUACAAAACACAGAGAAUUUCUUUAACAGCAGCCAAACUCUGCCUCAUAAUGGAAGUGCAGUAUGACAUUUUCUUGGAAUAUGAAACAGGAUUUGAUUGUCAGAUUUCACCAAAGAAGAAAUGUAAGUUUCCUAAGCAAUGGAAGGCUUUGGGCAGGGCUCCCAAAAGUGCAACUUCCUUCCAGGUCCUCCUGCUACAGUUCCCAUCCACAUCAUCGCAUUUCCUUGUCUUCUACCAUCUUUGUUCUUGCCAUGAUAUGAUUGAUUCUG
Rhineura floridana is the source of this 12476-nucleotide messenger RNA. RefSeq names its product ATP binding cassette subfamily A member 12 (gene ABCA12). The coding region runs from base 209 to 11845 and encodes 3878 amino acids. The transcript is spliced from 52 exons. Gene Ontology annotation, cellular component: intracellular membrane-bounded organelle; membrane. The record is from RefSeq and is a predicted model, not a curated record. Gene Ontology annotation, molecular function: ATP binding; ATP hydrolysis activity; ABC-type transporter activity. Gene Ontology annotation, biological process: lipid transport; transmembrane transport. NCBI's taxonomy places the organism in Eukaryota, Metazoa, Chordata, Lepidosauria, Squamata, Rhineuridae.